This is a messenger RNA of Nanorana parkeri, 1491 nucleotides long. RefSeq names its product chromosome unknown C5orf34 homolog (gene CUNH5orf34). Lineage: Eukaryota; Metazoa; Chordata; Amphibia; Anura; Dicroglossidae. The coding region runs from base 1 to 1491 and encodes 496 amino acids. The transcript is spliced from 10 exons. The record is from RefSeq and is a predicted model, not a curated record.
AUGAUGUACUCCGGCUGCAGUUUGUUCCUUUUCUUUGAUGACUCGGUGGUAGUGCACUAUGGGGCUGAAGGGAGACUCUGCCUGUCACCGUGCGGCACCGAAUUCCUGUAUGAGAAGCCUCUGGUUGGCGCUCACCCUGUACAAAAGCCAGAGAGGGGGAGGCACAGGACUGAGUUUGUGACAAGCAGAUGCCGGGAUCAAGUUCUCCAGGCCCUGAACUUCCGCAACACUUUCUCUGGCCGUCCAUUUCUACCUUCAAGUCUCAUCCCUUCAGAGAAAAGAAUUAAUGUUAUGAGCGAUAUCUCUGAAGUCACAUGGCCCUCUGUGGAGGAUGAUGCCGGGUGUGUGACACGUCUGGAAGAUGGCAGUGUAAAGGUUUCUUCUGUGGAUGGACAUGCCCAUUUAUACAUGCCCAUCUCUCAGCAAGAGUUCACUGUGGAGUUCUUAUGUCAGCUCAGCUGUUUCCCCACAUCGCAGAAGAAAGAGAAGCCAGCGAGCAGUGAACCAAAUGCAGCAAAUGAUAAAACUAGAGACAGGUGGAAAUAUUCCUCCUGUGUGAUACAAGAAGACGCCCAGUCACUUGUGACAAAGCAUGCCUUCCAGUAUACAUGGCUGGUGCAGCGCUACUCUACAGCUCUAUGUCCACAGACAUUCCACCAUCCUAUGAACCUAGCUCUUCAUUUCCACAGGCAGUUCACACAAAGAGAUACAGAGGGCUGUUCAGAUACUUGUACAACAAUUGCUGAUGAUGAGUGCUCAAAACAUCUCAGAAAUGGAGCAGUGUCUGUUUUACCGUGUUCCCUGCCUCUCGGCUGUCCUGCAACACACCUGCACAGAUGGAAUUUUUCUUAUUUCACUUUGGAAGAAGAAGAUUUUCUGAUGGCUCAUCCUCUGCCUUUAAAAGUGGUGAUUUACAAUGGUGUGCUUUACAGGUUCAAUUUGGAUGCCGUUCUUUCAGUAGAAGUAUACCCCGGUGAUGGAUCUGUUUUUCGCUCAGAGGGUGAUAACAUCGGAAAAUAUUUCAAGCAUUGCUUCAUUAAUGGUGGAAUAGGACAGGUAGAAGACCGACUGUUCACUGUCACAGACCUGCCUCCAGACAAUCCGAGAGCUCUGUAUUCAGUCCGUUCCCUCAUAUCUCAAGCUCGAAGGUUUUUGGAUGUCUGUUUCAGUAAGAAGCUUAGUCUAAACUCCCUUUCUUACUCCUGCUGCUGGAAGACGCUGAAAGACAGCAUGAAUGUAUCUCACACCUCUCCUGUUCGUAAGCAUGAUCAUUUCGGUCGGUGCCGAUUGCAGUUUCCAAACGGAGAAUCAAAACUGGUUGAACUGGAGUGUCCUGGAGAGUAUGCUAGCUACAUCAGACCUGCAGUAGCCUGGUGCCAGUGUCUGGAUGAAAGAUCUCAGAGGAGUGUACUGCCUCCGGCUGUUAUAGAAAAUUGGUCGGUGGAAGCUGAACUCGAGAAGAUUCGGAGGUUUCAGUGUAUCCUUUUAUGA